AUGAUGCCAGGGUCGCAGCACAUGCAGUGGCCGACCCGAGGCCCUCGGGCGAGCUGUGACCCUCCUCCGCCCAAGUUGGAACACACACAGACAAGCCCAUCGUGGCUGGCAGCCGAGAAGGCGGAUCUUGUUGACACCAUCCACAUCAUCUGGCGAGGAUGUCUCGCGUGCAGCGUCGCUGCGGCCACAGCCCUGCCGCGGUGGCUGGGCUCGCCGAUCUGA
Gaeumannomyces tritici R3-111a-1 is the source of this 222-nucleotide messenger RNA. RefSeq lists its product as hypothetical. The record is from RefSeq and is a predicted model, not a curated record. Lineage: Eukaryota; Fungi; Ascomycota; Sordariomycetes; Magnaporthales; Magnaporthaceae. The transcript has a single exon. Bases 1 to 222 code for a protein of 73 amino acids.